Messenger RNA from Penicillium canariense, 1437 nucleotides. Its product is annotated as putative MFS monocarboxylate transporter (Mct). The transcript has 4 exons. Gene Ontology annotation, molecular function: transmembrane transporter activity. Gene Ontology annotation, biological process: transmembrane transport. The coding region runs from base 1 to 1437 and encodes 478 amino acids. Gene Ontology annotation, cellular component: fungal-type vacuole membrane. Lineage: Eukaryota; Fungi; Ascomycota; Eurotiomycetes; Eurotiales; Aspergillaceae. The record is from RefSeq and is a predicted model, not a curated record.
AUGGGCGCUACCAAUGACCACCCCGCUCCCUCCAUCGACAGUGCCACAACACACACUGCGACGUCGGAUCAUUCCACUCCAGCCAUGAGCGAUCAAGUGAACGAUGACCCCGAGAAGGGGAUGCGCACAACCGACCUCGUCGAACCAGCGACAACGGAUGCCAAUGCGGAGCCCGUAUCGGAGAAAAAGGAGGGUUUUGCUGCAGCUCCUGCAGGUCCUCCGGGUCCAGGUCCUCCCCCGGAUGGAGGAGCUGAGGCGUGGAUGUCUGUGCUAGGAGCGUUUUGCGGGCUGUUUGUCAGUUUCGGAUGGAUCAACUGCAUCGGGGUCUUCCAGACGUACUACGAGAGCCAUCAACUAAGCGACAUGUCCACCAGUACUGUGACAUGGAUCACGUCAAUUGAAACAUUCGUGAUGUUCUUUGCGGGCCCGAUAUUCGGCACCCUCUUCGAUAGCUAUGGCCCCCGAUAUAUCCUGCUGGGCGGUACCUUCCUCCACGUCUUUGGCCUUAUGAUGACUUCGCUUUCAACUGAAUACUACCAAUUCAUCCUCGCGCAAGGAAUCUGCAGCCCGCUCGGCGCCAGCGCCGUGUUCAACGCCAGCGUGAACUCGGUUAGCACCUGGUUUGCGAAACGCCGUGGGUUCGCGCUGGGGGUCACGGCUUCCGGGUCGAGUCUUGGAGGCGUGAUCUUCCCCAUCAUGGUGACAAAACUGAUUCCCCAGGUCGGAUUCCCGUGGGCGAUGCGCAUCUGCGCCUUCUUGAUUCUGGCCUUGCUGGCCGUUUCCAAUCUGACCCUGAAGUCGAGGUUGACGCACACAAAGAAGCCUUUCGACAUCAUGAAUUUUGUUCGGCCGUUGAAGGAUCUUAAGUUUGUCGUCACGGUUGCAGCGUGUUUCUGUUUCUUCUGGGGCAUGUUCUUGCCGUUCACGUUUGUGAUUACUCAGGCUCAGCGAUAUGGCAUGUCGCAGAACUUGUCGCAGUAUCUCAUUCCGAUCCUGAAUGCGGCUAGUAUCCUUGGCCGUACGAUUCCCGGUUACCUGGCAGACCGCGUUGGCCGAUACAACGUGAUGAUCAUCUUCAGCUAUCUCUCCAGCAUCCUCGUACUGGCCCUGUGGCUCCCAUCACGCGGCAACGCGCCCGCAAUCGUGUUCAGCGUCCUAUACGGCUUUGGAUCAGGAGCGUUUGUGUCCCUCACCCCAGCUCUUAUUGCGCAAAUCUCUGAUAUGCGAGAGGUGGGUGUCCGCAAUGGUACUUGCUUCUCUAUCAUCUCCUUCGCCGCUCUCACUGGUACCCCGAUCGGUGGUGCCCUGAUUCCCGAUGUACUCCACGGCUCGUACACAAGGCUACAGAUUUUCUGCGGCGUGGUCAUGCUGGCGGGUGCGACUUUAUUCAUUGUCGCCCGAAUUAUUCUUGGCGGACUGAAGUGGGCCAAGGUAUAA